AUGCAGGGAGCCCAGGCGCUGCUGCUGCUGCCACUGCUGCUGCUGGGCCUCAGGCUACGGCUGACCCUUGGCAUCAUCCCAGAGGAGGAGGAGAACCCGGACUUCUGGAACCAAAAAGGAAAUGAGGCCUUGGCAGCUGCUAAGAAGCUGCAGCCCAUUCAGACUGCGGCCAAGAACCUCAUCCUCUUCCUGGGGGACGGGAUGGGGGUGUCCACGGUGACCGCCACCAGGAUCCUGAAGGGGCAGAUGCAGGGCCACCUGGGACCAGAGACGCCUCUGACCAUGGAUCGAUUCCCAUACAUGGCGCUGUCCAAGACCUACAGUGUGGACAGACAGGUGCCAGACAGCGCAAGCACAGCCACCGCAUACCUAUGUGGGGUCAAGACCAACUACAAGACCAUCGGUGUGAGCGCUGCCGCCCGCUUUGCCCAGUGCAACACAACCUGGGGCAAUGAGGUCACCUCUGUGAUGUACCAGGCCAAGAAAGCAGGGAAGUCUGUCGGAAUCGUGACCACCACCAGGGUCCAGCACGCCUCGCCGGCAGGCACCUAUGCACACACCGUGAACCGCAACUGGUACUCGGACGCCGACAUGCCCGCCUCAGCGCGCCAGGAGGGCUGCCGGGACAUCGCCACGCAGCUCGUCUCCAACAUGGACAUUGAUGUGAUCCUGGGUGGGGGCCGGAAAUACAUGUUUCCCUUGGGGACCAGAGACCCUGAGUAUCCAGAUGAUGCCAACUCCACGGGAGCCAGGCAGGACGGGAAGGACCUGGUGCAGGAGUGGCUGUCCAAGCACGAGGGCUCUCAGUACGUGUGGAACCGCACAGAGCUGCUCCGGGUGUCCCAGGACCCGUCCGUGACCCGCCUCAUGGGCCUUUUUGAGCCUUCUGACACAAAAUUUGAGAUCUCCCGAGACCCUGAGCUGGACCCGUCCCUGGCGGAGAUGACAGAGGCAGCCCUGCACGUGCUGAGCAGGAACCCCAACGGCUUCUACCUCUUCGUGGAGGGGGGCCGCAUCGACCGUGGUCACCACGAGGGCUCAGCCUACCGAGCACUCACCGAGGCGGUCAUGUUCGACUCUGCCAUCGACAAGGCCGGGCAGCUCACCAGCGAGCAGGACACCCUGACCCUCAUCACCGCCGACCACUCCCACGUCUUCACGUUCGGGGGCUACACCCUGCGGGGGACCUCCAUCUUCGGGUUGGCCCCUCGCCUGGCUGAGGACGGCAAGACCUACACCUCCAUCCUAUACGGCAACGGCCCAGGCUACGUCGGGGACAAGGGUCCCCGGCCCAAUGUCACCGCGGAGGAGAGCGGCAACCCCACCUACCAGCAGCAGUCGGCAGUGCCUGUGCAAUCGGAGACCCACGGCGGCGAGGACGUGGCGGUGUUCGCGCGCGGCCCGCAGGCGCACCUCAUGCACGGCGUGCAGGAGCAGAGCUACAUCGCGCACCUCAUGGCCUUCGCCGGCUGCCUGGAGCCCUACACCGCCUGCGGCCUGCCGCCGCCCGGCCACAGCGCAGCCACGGACGCCCCCGCGGACGCCAGCGCGGACGCUGCGCCGCCUUCCCUGGCGCUGUUGGCCGGGACCGCGCUGCUCCUGCUGGGGGAGACCGCUGCGCCCUGA
This is a messenger RNA of Heterocephalus glaber (naked mole-rat), 1626 nucleotides long. It is a transcript of the gene Alpi, whose product is annotated as alkaline phosphatase, intestinal. The record is from RefSeq and is a predicted model, not a curated record. Gene Ontology annotation, molecular function: alkaline phosphatase activity. Lineage: Eukaryota; Metazoa; Chordata; Mammalia; Rodentia; Bathyergidae. Gene Ontology annotation, cellular component: plasma membrane. Gene Ontology annotation, biological process: dephosphorylation.